This is a messenger RNA of Acanthaster planci (crown-of-thorns starfish), 2610 nucleotides long. RefSeq names its product cryptochrome-2-like. The record is from RefSeq and is a predicted model, not a curated record. Lineage: Eukaryota; Metazoa; Echinodermata; Asteroidea; Valvatida; Acanthasteridae. Gene Ontology annotation, molecular function: FAD binding; deoxyribodipyrimidine photo-lyase activity; DNA binding. Gene Ontology annotation, biological process: entrainment of circadian clock by photoperiod; circadian regulation of gene expression. Gene Ontology annotation, cellular component: cytoplasm; nucleus.
CGCAAAUAAACAUUUUGUAACCUGUUCAGCGCGAACACAUGCACGGUACACGUGAGAUUGAGACGAGGUGAAAGUAAAAUACCCUCCGUGGUGAAACUAGUCAUUAUUAUUAGCAGCAGGAGGGUUCAGGCUGGGACAGGAAAGAUCACUCCACCUUGCGAACCGUCAGCUUCAGGUCUCACCACAUAAAGGCUCUGAUUCCGGAGGUCAGAAGAGUUGAUGAACUCCCCAAUGGCCAAGCACCGGUCGCUUCACUGGUUCCGCAAGGGGCUGCGCCUCCAUGACAACCCCUCCCUGCUGGCAGCAGUGAAGGAUAGCCAGGAGUUCCGUGCCAUAUUCGUCCUCGACCCUGUAUUUGUCAAAUCUGGCACCGUCGGGAUCAAUAGAUGGCGCUUUCUCCUCCAGUCACUGCGUGAUCUUGACGAGGGGCUGAAGCGUCUUGGAAGCAGGUUGUAUGUGUUGAGAGGCAAGCCUACGGAAGUCUUUCCAGACAUCUUCAAGAGCUGGCAGAUCAGUCACUUGACGUUUGAACACGACACGGAACCAUAUGCUAAGAUUCGAGAUGAGGCCGUGACAACCAUUGCUGAGGAACACGGCGUUCGGGUCACCCAGAAGACAUCACACACUCUCUACGACAUACAGAGCAUCUUGAAGGCUAAUGGCGGUAAACCCCCAUCGACAUAUCAAAGCCUUCUCUCAGUCCUGUCCAAGAUGCCCCCACCUCGAAAACCAGAACCGGCACUGAGCAAGGAACACCUUAAAGAUUGUAAAUUACCUGUUGGUACAGAUCAUGACGGUGAAUUCGGUGUUCCGUCUCUGGAGGAACUGGGUCUGGAUCCAAAUGAUGCCGGCCCAGUCCUUUUUCCAGGGGGAGAGACAGAGGCCUUACAAAGGAUGGAAGAGCAUCUAGAGAGACAGGACUGGGUGUGCAAGUUUGAGAAGCCCAAGACAGAGCCCAACACACUCAGCCCCAGCACAACAGUGCUGAGCCCCUACCUGAAAUUUGGCUGCCUGUCUCCGCGGUUAUUUUAUCACAGAGUCCAGGACGUCUACGCGCGCAAGAAGAGCCACAGCAAGCCCCCGGUCUCCCUCCAUGGUCAGCUGCUCUGGAGAGAGUUCUUCUACACGGUGGCAGCCGCCACCCCCAACUUUCACAAGAUGGAGGGUAAUGCUGUCUGCCUGCAGGUGCCUUGGGAUACUAACGAGGAAUACUUCCAAGCAUGGAAACAGGCACGUACAGGGUAUCCAUUCAUCGAUGCAAUCAUGACCCAGCUGAAGCAGGAAGGUUGGAUCCAUCAUCUUGCCCGCCACGCUGUGGCUUGCUUCCUGACGCGAGGUGACCUGUGGAUCAGCUGGGAGGAAGGGCAGAAGGUCUUUGAGGAGUGGCUACUCGACGCUGACUACAGCCUGAAUGCUGGCAACUGGAUGUGGCUGUCGGCCAGUGCUUUCUUCCAUCAGUAUUUCCGAGUUUACAGUCCCACGGUCUUUGGCAAGAAAACUGACAAGAACGGCGAUUACAUCAGGAAAUAUCUGCCAGUGCUCAAGAAGAUGCCAGCACAGUAUAUCUACGAGCCGUGGACGGCGCCCCGCAGCGUGCAGGAGAAGGCAGGGUGCAUUAUGGGCACCGACUACCCCCGGCCAAUAGUCGAUCACAGCGUGGUCAUGAAGCGCAACAUGGAGAGGAUGAAAAGGGCACGGGCUGCCAAAUAUGGGGACAGUAACGCCAACAGCAAGUCACAGAAGGAAGCUUCUUCUUCAAAGAAGAAAGUAAAUGCAGGUGGCUUAAAAAGGAAGAGCAAAGCCGAAGAUUCUGGUCACUCCACCAAGAAGACCAAGGAGAUAUCUGACUUCUUCUAGAGGUGCACUCCGUGAAAGAAUUCGAAGGCCCUUAGAACACAUGACUCAUCGUGAUUGACACCUGACCCCAGGCAGACUCCUUAUUAAAAAAAAACACCCUAAAGACUCUGAAAUUGGCUGACAACAGUCCCACGAGAAAGCUUAUCAUAAAAAGACGCUAAUAAUUCCUUCUAGUAUGACAGUGCAACUUGAAAUUAUGGCCACUGAACAUUAAUCUACUGACUUUUAGUGGUUGACCGUAACUGUUUCAUAGGCACCCAUAUUUAUUGUAACAAACCUCUUUGUUCUAUUUAUUUGUCCAUUCAUCACAUUUUUCUACUGGGUAUAUUGUAUGUAAGACUUUCCAUCGUCAGCAUUUAUUUCAAGUAGGUAGUUUUGUGGUGGAGUUUCAUUGGUUUCCAAAUUUUCAAUCAUUUCUUAAUCAGUUUUGUAGUGUUAAAAAGUCUCAGGAGAAGGGAACUAUUGUUUUAAAAAGUUAAUGUAUUAUGGUUAAUGUUUUGACCCACGUAGAAUUGUGUAGAAUUAAUAUUAAAAGUUCUAGAAUUCAUUAGAAUGUUAGAACCGGUUCCAUACAAGUUUUACAAUCUUCGGAUGUUUUCUUAAUGGGAUGAAACAUGAGUGUUUGACCAUGUUAAUUUAAAAAGACUGCGGGUGAGCUUAACCCACACUUUAGUAAAGAAUUGAGUUGUUUUAGAUUUGGAUUUCCAGCACAAGUGAGACAAUGAGAAAGAAAUAAAGUUGAUUUUAAAAAAA